CCUGACUGUUUCUGAUCGGACAUGUGUGAGUUCACGCCCGACAACGCAUGCGCGCAGCAUCUGUGCGCCCGAACCCCUUAUCUCACAGGAUUAGUCCGGCUACGAUUGUGGCCUCUAUUGUCAGGUGUACAGAGUGAGUUUUGCAGUGUCCUGCGGGAGUCUGAAAGCAAGUUUGGUGCUCGGCUCGGUCGCAGUCUUGUUUUUUAGAUGAGAACGUUUCGUUCCGAAAUUGGGACGUCUCGCGCGCGCUCCCGCCGCUGGGUGUUUGUUACGUGUUCGGAAAUCAACGUCGGGUCUUUUGACUGAAAUUUCAGUGACAAAAAUAUCGCGAUUGUUGUGUGUUUGUGGUGCAGUUAAAUGCUGGUUUUGUAAGCGUUUCCGCAGCCACUAGGAAUAGUUUGGUGUUGAGAUUUUGUUUCAAACUUGUACGCUGACAAGCCGGGGGAAAUGUAAACUUUCGUUAUCUAGGAUGUAGUUAUUUUUAAAGUGAUUGGACGGGAGUAAAACGAAAGACUUUCUGUCUGUCUGUCUCUUUUCCUCGCAUGUUGCAUUGCAGUGACAAAGUGUGUCAGUUUGUGAUGUUGCCGUUUUCGGCUAGGGCUAUAAAGGGCGAGAGCCGCCGUAAAGAUGAGAGAGGGCCGUAAACGUGACUUUUUCGGCAACAAGAUGCUACUGACUUUGUACGCCGCCUUGCUUCUCUGGAGGUUUGACUGUAGCGCCGUGGAUAAUGUUAAAGCACCCAAGCCCAUCCGGCACCAGACCACGGCGCCGCUGAGCCGCGUGGGCCCCACGGCGUCUCUGCGCGAGCCGGAGCCCGACUUCACCGCGCCCAUCGACAACGUCACCGCGCCGCUGGGCCGCGAGGCCGUGCUCACCUGCUCCGUCAGCGACCUGCACGACUAUAAGGUGGCGUGGAUCCGCGCGGAUGACCAGACCAUCCUGACGCUCCACACCCGCCUGGUCACCCACAGCUCUCGGUAUGCCGUCACCAACGACGCGCCAGGGUCCUGGCAGCUCCACAUCCGACCGCUGAAGGUGGAAGACCGAGGGUGCUACAUGUGCCAGAUCAACACCAGCACGAUGAAGAAGCAAAUCGGAUGUGUUGAUGUUUUGGUGCCCCCAAACAUCAUAGACGAGGGCACCAGCGGCGACCUGGUGGUGCGCGAGGGGCAGGACGCGGGGCUGGCGUGCCGCGCGGAGGGGCGCCCGCGCCCGCGCAUCCUGUGGCGGCGCGAGGACGGCGCCAACAUACAGCUGAGGAACGAGGACGGGGAGCUGCAUAAAGUGGACAUGUACAUGGGUCCUACGCUGAACCUGACGCGCGUGGAGCGGCGGCAGAUGGGAGCGUACCUGUGCAUCGCGUCCAACGACGUCCCGCCGAGCGUCAGCAAGCGGAUCAUGCUUAGCGUCAACUUCCCUCCAUCAGUGGUGGUCUCCACGAAGGUGAUGGGGGUGCCCACCAGCUCCGCCGUCCAGCUCGAGUGCCUGGUGCAGGCGCACCCCCCCUCCAUCAACUACUGGCUGAAGGGGGGCGAGGAGAUGAUACUAGCCGGCGACAAGCACGAGCUCCUCGAAGAACGUACCUCAGCGUACCAGGUGCGCUCACAGCUGGUCGUGAGCGACUUCGAGACCCUCGACGCGGGCUCCUACACGUGCGUGUCCGCCAACUCGCUGGGCAAGGCCGAGGGCACCAUCCGGCUGUAUGAGAUCAAAGUAACGACGACAACAACGACAACAACGACGACCACGACGACGACGACGACGACCACGACGACGCCGGCGCCGACCACCGUCGAGUACUCGCCGCCGCCGCCUUUCGUCGUACCAGCGGAACAAAAGUACUUCACUCCAGAUAUUACUACAUUUGACACAAUGCAGAAUGUCAUCGAGCAAUCCGUCCUGGACAACCACUGGCUGCCGACUGCUGAAUCAACAGGCUCGCACGCCAGCCAGCCUUCGCCGCUCGCAUCGCUCAUAAUUGUCACAGUGUUGCCACAUCUCAACAACAUUCUGUCACUAAUUGCACAUAACUUACAGUGGUUAAUGGACUCGCCCACGACAAAUAGGGGUAAUUUAGAACUCUGUGUAAGAUGAUAAGUUUUGUGUUUUACUUUGUACAAAGUGAAGUCAAUUUUAUGUCGUAUAGUUUUUGGUUAAAGGUUGGUUUGGUUUAUAAUCUGGGUUUAAUCGUUUGACGAGUGUAAGGUAUUCAAAUACUGUUUAUUUACUAAGUCAGUGUGUUGAUUAUUUUCUUUAUAAUGAUUUAAAUAUUAUUUAAGAACAUAUCAAAAACAACAUUUUAUAGGUAUUUUUUUGUUCUUUACGUAUUUGUAAGUAUCUAACAAUAAACUGAAACUGAAAGUUGUUUUAAGAUAAGACAUGCACUAAGAAUAAAUUAAAUUUUAAUCUAAGUAUAAAGUGACGCCAAAGUUUUAAACUAAAUUCUAAGAAUUUUAUUACAACACUAUACCUCUUAUCAGUCGACUCCUGUAACAAUUCUCAAUUUUCCAAAGUCUGUUUCAAUUACAUUUUAUUGUAUACAGCUCAUACCUUUACAAUAAUUCAAUAGACAAAAUCUAUAGAAAUUCAUUAUCCAAUAUCUCUAAAACGGUAAUACUCAAAAUGUCUACAUAAUGUCACAAGAAUCACUUAGCUGAAACGAGGUAUAGUUUAAAUUAUGUACCUACCUACAUACUACAAUCAAGUCGUUUGUAAAAAGUUAUGUAAACUAAAAAAUAAAAUAUGU
Plutella xylostella (diamondback moth) is the source of this 2746-nucleotide messenger RNA. Lineage: Eukaryota; Metazoa; Arthropoda; Insecta; Lepidoptera; Plutellidae. The record is from RefSeq and is a predicted model, not a curated record.